AGUUUGGAAUUCAAGAACAAUUGAUCAUAGAUUUCGUUUCAUGUCAAAAAGGCAAAAAACAAGUAUGUCUUCGUCAAAGAAUGCUUUCACCGUGGUGCUCGGUGCACAGUGGGGUGAUGAGGGCAAAGGAAAGCUGGUCGAUAUAUUGUUAUGGCCGGAUUAAAUUCUACUUGCCUAUCUAAAUCUAUGCAUAGAAGCCUCAGAAGAAGAGAACCCUUGUGAUCGAAUUCAGGUUACCAGAUACCGGAGCCGGAAUAUGCCAGUCACUAGUCGAAAAGAAGGUAGUAGCACUCUUCUAACAUCAGCAGGACAGGCCGACAUUUGCUGUCGAUUCAACGGAGGCGCAAAUGCAGGACACACACUUGUCGUGGACGGACAGAAAUACGCGUUUCAUCUUUUGCCAUGCGGCAUGAUAAAUAAGGUACUUUCUACUUUAACUUUGCUAAUUAAAAACUCAUCUUCAAUACCCCACGAGGAAUGGGCACACUACUACUACUAACUACUAGUUGCCUCAUAUAAAAUAUGGUACAUUCAAAUAAGGUAUAGGUACUUUCUACUUUGCCAUUUAUGGUCAUGGAUGCGUUUCAUAUAUUUGUUGUUGCGGUAGUACAGCACUUACUAUCGGUGUUGUCCACCCAGAAGAGCACUUCCAAUAGACCCGCUUUUUGAAAUAACAGUCCUGCCUCAACUUAGUCGGGAAUGGCGUCGUCGUUCACAUCCCUACGAUGCUCAAGGAGCUCGACGCCCUCAAAGCCUUCGACCCCAACGCUUUGAACCGACUAGUGCUCUCCUCACGUGCUUCUCUACUCCUUGACGUGCAUCAAGAGAUAGACGGCUUACUCGAAGCAGAGAAAGCAGGAAGUGCUAUUGGUACGACGAAGAGAGGGAUUGGGCCAUGCUAUUCUUAUGUCGACAACAGCACCCUAUGUUUGUCUGUGUGCAGAUAUUAAAUUACAGAUAACUUGAACUGCUUACCUUGGUUGAACUGUUUACCUUGGAUCAUGAUGAUUGAAGAUUAGAACUUCGAGGAUCCCGCUACUUCUAAUCCCGAACCAAAAUUCUACGAAACGGCCUAAGAUUGGCGGAUCUGUUGCAUUUCGAGACAGCAUUCAAGCCGAAGUUGAGUGAGUUGGCGGCCUACUGCAAGGCCCAUUACAGUGUGGAUAUCAACCUGGAAGCUGAAUUCGAGAAAUAUCGCGAGUACGCUGAGUUGUUGAAAUUAAGGUGGGUAGAUCGGCAUUCCUCGUUUGCAUCUGCUUGUGCCUCUACUUGUUCAGUUCGUUGUUUUUGUUACUAGAUCACCUACGCAAAAUCGUACCUGGAGGCGCUGUCGGACCAGGAAUGUUGUUAGAGACGCAGACGUAACAGUCACGCUGUCGACCUGCACUAAGAAAAGAUAGGAUACAAGAUACAGUGGCGAUCUUACGUGACUAUUCCUUGGCCGGCAAGAAUAUACUAGCAGAGGGUGCAAAUGCGGCAAUGCUGGAUAUUGAUUUUGGUACUAAAAAGUAAUACUUAGUUAUGAAAAAGAGUACUCAGUCUCAGUCAUUUCGUUUGUUCUUGUUUGAAGACUGGAUCCAAGUUGCAGUUAUACAAGAGGAAACUAAACAGGUACCUAUCCCUACGUGACUUCGAGCAAUACAACGAUUGGCGGAGCGCUCACAGGUCUCGGUGUUCCUCCGCAGAAGAUUAAGUCGAUAGUGGGCGUGGUCAAAGCCUACACGACUAGGGUCGGCGGCGGUCCAUUUCCAACGGAACUCGAAGACGCAAAUGGAGAACAUCUAUCAAGGGUAGUUACCUUAUCUCUAGCUUUUUUUUCAGCAUCAGAAAGCUUUGAGAGACUGGACGAGGCAGCGAAAGGCGGUGGAGUGGCCACCGAGGUAAGUGCCUUUUCAGGGCACCGGCGCGGGCCCCUGUGAUGGCCCUCCGAGCCCCCUGCCCAUCCUGCCAGGCGCUUGGCCUCUCUUUGGAGCCAAACCCGAAGAGAUAGAAGCAGACGACCAGAAGAGGCUGACAAAGGGCCCCGAGGCGUGGCGUCGCACUGGCUUCACAGUCGACAAAGGACCCCGAUGCCUGGGGGCGCUUCUGGUUAGUGUUCGAAGCGGAGCCCGAGGGGCUCACACCUUCGCCCAUCCGCAUGGCAGCCGGGUGUGUCUUGUCUGAGCAGGCUGCGUGCAGCUUGGAGGGCUCCCGGAUCGAUAAGGGGAGUCGCGUAGGGAGGAACCAAACCCGCCACACGUCUAAGGCCUGCUCGGGUUUGUGGCUGUGUUGCGGACUUGGAGUAGUGUAGAGAGGUAGCCGCUGCGUGUGCUUCUUGCUUUUGCUUGCGGGGCUUCGUGCGGUCACGCCUUCCAAGGGGAGCGCGCUGCGGCUUUCUGUUUCACGUUGCAGACGCGUGGAAAGUUAAACCUGUUAGCCUUUCAAUUUUUCACGCGUUUAAAACGCGUGAAAAAUUGAAAGGCUAACAGGUUCCCCGGUUCUCCUCGGUGCGUGGUACCUGCCCCGGCUUGUUCAACCUUCGGCAGCGCAGGAAUACUGCGGCGCGCCCACAGUAGACGCGACACCGCGAUCCCCGUGCACUACGAGGCUCUCAGGUGUGCCCCCCCGUGUGCUUAGCCCCCUCGCGCCUAUGAGUGGCGAGGGCGCUCUCGCUAUUAAGGUGGCUCGACUGGACAGGAAACCACUACAGGGAGACGCAUAGAGCCGCAGCAACCGCAAGAGGAAGCGCCCAGCAAGUCUGCGCCAUCAAGCGCGCUCGCGUGUCUUCUUGCUAUGUGGCUUCUCUGCGCCAUCUGACGCCUCGCGUUGCCGCUUGCGGUCGGCUUGGUCUGCCGGGGCCCCCCGGUCUCAUGAUCUCAAGCGACCCGCCCGCAUGUGGGGGAGUCUGAAUAGUUAGGAGCAUUGGGGGGCCCUCAGUCAUCUGGGAGCUUGGCUUGGCGAUGAGUCAAGAAAUAAACUGUGAGGCGUUGCAAUCUCAUGAGUGAAGUGUAGAAUCGCUCUCCGACCUCGAACAGCAAAAGCCUCCAGUGCCGCGUGGCCCAGUCUCUAUCUUUUCACUUCUCAAUCCGCCCCCAAAUCAGGUCGGCCACGAGUUUGGCACUACUACAGGGAGACCGAGGAGGUGUGGCUGGCUCGAUAUCCCUCUAGUACAAUACAGUCAUACAGUGAACGGCUUCACCAGCAUGAAUAUCACGAAACUCGACGUGCUCACUGGCCUAGAGAAACUGAGGAUCGGCGUAUAUUGUUAUCUUUUUUGGCCCACACGUACAAUUUCAAUUGUGAAGAAUACAAAGACCUCCGAAAACAUCGAGCUUGAUGUAGUUUAUCUGUCAAGUAUCUAUCAGGCCGUGAAUCUCAGUAAUGAAUGAAAUCUGGAUACCGUUGCCGAAUGGUGAAAAGCAUCUCACAGCGACAGCCAAUGAAUCUCUGCCCACCUCUUCUGCCACAGGUCCAAUACAAGGAGAAAACCACUGGCAAGCCCAUUCCCGAGGGCUCCUUCCCGGCACAUUUAGACGACCUGGCUGCCGUGGAGGUGGUGUAUGAAGAGUUACCAGGAUGGACUGAGGAUAUUGCGUCAGUCCGCUCAUUUGAGGCUUUACCAGCAGCAGCCCAGAAGUACCUCAAAAGAGUGGAGGAACUCUGUAAAGUCCCCAUAUCCUGGGUUGGAGUCGGACCAGGCAGAGAAGAUAUGUUUCUCAUGACGAAUGACUUCUAAGUAAUGUGAAGAAAUCAAUGGGACGAGACCAGAACUUUGAUGUUCCAGUCCCUGAAAUGCUAAAAUUACGAAAGAUAGAGUACUACAGAUGAAGUUUGAGGUAGAAGAAUAUGAUUUCCAUCUCUCAAGGCUGCUCGUGCUUGGAUCGUACGUAAAGACUCGAAGAUAAAUCAGUUGCGGUUCUUGCGAUGUGAAAUUGAAAGUGACUAAGGUGAAGGAUAACGCAGUUAAGAUGAAUUUUCAUGUAGCAAUAGUACACUACCAACAGAACUCAAAGGGAAGUAUCACCUGUCUGGAGACGAGGAUGGCACGCGUGUAUCAUGGCUCUUCAAAAAAGAGAUACUGAAUAUGUUGGACGUCACACGAGUACAG
Messenger RNA from Amoebophrya sp. A25, 4087 nucleotides. Lineage: Eukaryota; Dinophyceae; Syndiniales; Amoebophryaceae. The record is from the annotation of a GenBank genome assembly.